Messenger RNA from Hibiscus syriacus, 1407 nucleotides. Its product is annotated as transcription factor MYB58-like. Lineage: Eukaryota; Viridiplantae; Streptophyta; Magnoliopsida; Malvales; Malvaceae. The transcript is spliced from 3 exons. The record is from RefSeq and is a predicted model, not a curated record. Bases 116 to 1108 code for a protein of 330 amino acids.
AUUUAUUUAUUAGGAGACUGAACGAAGAAUCUCAUUUAUAUGUGAGCAAAUCCAUAUCCAAAACAAAACAAUACCCUUUUCUUUUUCUCCUGGUUUUUGGUGAUUGAAAAAGAAAAUGGGGAAAGGAAGAACCCCAUGUUGUGAUAAGGAGAAAGUGAAGAGAGGUCCAUGGAGUCCUGCGGAGGAUUUGAGGCUCAUCUCUUUCAUUCAGAAGCAUGGCCACCAGAAAUGGAGAGCUCUCCCUAAACAAGCUGGGCUACUGAGAUGUGGAAAGUGUUGCCGUUUAAGAUGGAUUAAUUACUUGAGGCCCGAUGUCAAGCGUGGGAACUUCACCAAAGACGAAGAAGACGAAAUCAUAAGGCUGCAUGAGACCUUGGGAAACAAGUGGUCUAAGAUAGCAGCACAUUUUCCUGGAAGAACAGACAAUGAGAUAAAGAAUGUGUGGAACACUCAUUUGAAGAAGAGAUUGAUUUCAAAGAAAGAAAAUACUCAACAAAAAGAUGAAUCCAAGGACUCUUCCAUGGCUACAUCAUCAUCAAGUGACAAAAACCCUAGAGAGGCAUUUGCAAUGCCAGCAUCAGACAAUGCUCAAGACUUCAAAACCGAUCAGCUAUCAAACCAUGGAAGCAGCAGCAGCCCGUCCGAGGAGCCUGAAGGGUUGUCGAGUUCUUCGAUCUCUUCCAACGUCACGAAUUCCGGUCAGGUUGGUGUUUUGAAUCCAGAAGACCAAGUAGGUUCCUUGUUCAACUUCAUAGGAGGCUAUUACGAUGUUAAUAACAACACAUCAGAGGAGGUGAACAAACCGGAUAUCCUCGAUACUGCCUUCGACAUCUCGUUCGAGUCCGAUUGGGAGUUUUGGAACAUGUUGGAUAGCUUCGGACCAUUCCAAUCCGAUGAGACCGAAUCAAAUGACGGCAUCCGAAGUUCGAAUUUCAGAGAAGUUGAAAACAAGUGGUUGAUGUGCCUGGAAUAUGAACUGGGACUAGAGUCGGAGGACAGUGACGAGGCUAAGCCGGUCGGUCCCGAGAUGAAUGGCAUGAUGAUGAAGCCAGAAGGUGAUAUGGAGAUGGGUCACUAUCACAACACAGUUCAGCCAUCAACCAAGUAGUUACUUUUCUUAGAGGGCUUAACAAAGUGGUUUGACUUCAUGAUGUUAUAAAUAUAUAAACUUUAGGGUUGACCUAGCUUGUUAAAUUAAUUAGGUCCCUUUAGAUGUAUAAUGGAUAGAAUAAAUUAAUAUUCAUCUGAUCUUCAAGUUAAGCAAUAUUACAUUGUAGAUUGAACCAAACCUAAAAUUGUCUCCUUUUUCAAACAAAAUACCAUCAACAUUUUUAAGUGGGUAGGUGAAUAAUUUUUUCUUAUCAAAAGAAAAUUUUAUUUCAUUGAAAGGAAGAGGGUACAAGUGGG